Trichomycterus rosablanca is the source of this 1913-nucleotide messenger RNA. Its product is annotated as maternal embryonic leucine zipper kinase-like. Gene Ontology annotation, biological process: protein phosphorylation; intracellular signal transduction. Lineage: Eukaryota; Metazoa; Chordata; Actinopteri; Siluriformes; Trichomycteridae. Gene Ontology annotation, cellular component: cytoplasm. The transcript is spliced from 15 exons. Gene Ontology annotation, molecular function: ATP binding; protein serine/threonine kinase activity. The record is from RefSeq and is a predicted model, not a curated record. The coding region runs from base 1 to 1530 and encodes 509 amino acids.
AUGGCUGCUUCUCUGAGACAGAGGUUUCUGCGUGUGCUGUGUUGCGGGGCGCCUCCCUGGGCAUCCUCCGGGGGUGACCCAGGUCACGGGGGAGGCACGGGGGCCCAGGAAGCGCUCCUGAUGGAGGGGUUUCUGUUUAAGAGGACCAGGAGUGGGAUCAGUUCUGGAGAAGUCAUCUGUGAUGCUCCCAAGAACAAGGAUGUUGAAGGAGAAACCACCAACGGAGAAGGUCAAGAGGAAAAGACGACCGACACGAACCCGGACAGCCAAUACACCCUUGGAGAGCUGCUGGGAAAGGAAGACUGCGGUUCAGUCUAUGAAGGAGACCAUAAGGCAGAUGGGAACCAGAUACCUGUGACGACCUACCAGGACCAUUUUGGGUCAGGAGGACCGCUGAGUACCACCCUGGCCCCUGGAUUCCUCUUAGCCCCAGACAUGAACCCAAUUGAGCAUCUGUGGGACCUCCUCAAUGGCCGUGUUGGCUCUACGGAUCCUCCCCUGGUUGAGGUGCCAUGCACUGUACCCGAGACCAUCGACAUCUCAGAACGAACAUCACGUGUGGUUGAGGACGUCUCUGAGCUGCACAAGUGCUAUGAGGUUUACAAAACCAUUGGAUCAGGUGGUUAUGCGACGGUCAAGCUCGGCAGGCACAUUCAGACUCAAGAGCCAGUGGCCAUCAAGAUCCUGGAGAAGAAAGAGCUCGGGGAUGAGUUGUCUGAUUUGAGGAUCGAGAUUGAAGCCCUGAAGAACCUCAAGCAUCAGCACGUGUGCCGCUUGUACCAAGUCAUGGAGACUGCUGACCAGAUCUACAUGGUGCUUGAGUUUUGUCCGGGUGGAGAUCUGUUCGACCACAUCGAUAAUAACAACAGGUUGUCGGAGGAGGAGACGCGCAGGAUCUUCCGUCAGAUCGUCUUGGCGCUGGCGUACAUCCACAGCCAGGGAUACGCCCACCGUGACCUUAAGCCAGAAAACAUGAUGCUGGAUGAGAAGAACAACAUCAAGCUCAUCGACUUUGGGCUCUGUGCCAAACCAGAGGGUGGAUUGGGUACUGCUCUGAUUGAGGGCUGUGGAACCCCUCCCUACUUGGCACCAGAAAUCAUUGAUGCGCAACCCUAUCAUGGUGCAGAGGCAGAUGUUUGGAGCUUGGGUGUUGUCCUAUAUGACAUGCUGUGUGGCUACCUCCCGUUCGAUGGUGACAACUUUGUGGAACUCCAUGAACAAAUCACUAAAGGACAUUUUGACACUCCUGACUGGCUGUCUCCUGGUUCUGUACUGCUGAUUAAGGAAAUGCUGCAGGUGGUUCCAGAGCGGCGCAUAAAGGUGGAGCAUCUGCUGGAUCAUGAGUGGGUAAUGAAGCAGUACAGCAGCCCUGUGGAAUGGCACAGCACAUGCCAGCUGGAUCAUCUACAUGAGGAGAGCAUCACCGAGAUGGCUGUGAUGUUCAGACAGUCCAACCAAAGCACCAAGCAGCUGGUGUCUGAGAUACAUUUCAGUACUUGUAUCUGCAUCAACACAGAUGCCAAAAUGUAGAUACAUAUUUAUUAAUAUUGAGGUUCUUGUGCUUCGUCUAAAAGAGAUAGCUGAGCGGAUGUGUAAGAAAUCCAGGAGACGUUGUUGUCGCAUCAAGGAGGGACGAUGGUGGCGCCAUCCAAUCAGGACACGUUACAUCUCAAUUUCACAUUUCAAUGAUUAUUGCAGCUGUUUCUCUCUAACCCAUCCUCUCUCUCUCUCUUCUUUUACCAGAACGAUGCAUUUUGGGUAUCUGUGUGUGACUGGUUAGAGGAACUCCACUGAGGUGCCGCCCUUGUUGAUCCACACAGCUGUAUGAGAAGUGUAGAACAUGGAUGACCAGGAUCAACAAGACUUAAAAUCUUAUACAAUUAAAUGUAAAAUAAAUAAACUCACUGAAUAUA